This is a messenger RNA of Vicia villosa (hairy vetch), 1249 nucleotides long. RefSeq names its product secretory carrier-associated membrane protein-like. Gene Ontology annotation, biological process: protein transport. Lineage: Eukaryota; Viridiplantae; Streptophyta; Magnoliopsida; Fabales; Fabaceae. Gene Ontology annotation, cellular component: recycling endosome membrane; trans-Golgi network membrane. The coding region runs from base 150 to 1022 and encodes 290 amino acids. The transcript has 12 exons. The record is from RefSeq and is a predicted model, not a curated record.
UAUUAUUAUUAUCUUUUGUUGUUGUUUUCUCUACAUUCUCUUCUCUUGCAUAAGAAGUUUCAAAUAUUUCAACUUCAUCUCAACUUCCUCAUUCAUUCCAAUCUCCUCUCUUCUCAUCACCGCUUCCAUUCUCCUCUCAUCUCAUUCUCAUGGCCGGUCGCUAUGACCCUAACCCCUUCGACGAAGAACAAGUCAACCCCUUUUCCAAUCCUAGAAGUACUGCCUCUGCUACAAAUUCAAGACCUGCACCUCUGAAUCCUGAUCGUGCUGAUUAUAAUUAUGGUUUUGGACCGACUGUUGAUAUACCUCUUGAUAAUACAUCAACGGAUGUGAAAAAGAAGGAAAGGGAACUCCAGGCGAAGGAUGCUGAAUUGCGAAAACGGGAACAGGAAGUCAGACGGAAAGAAGAAGCAAUUGCACGAGCUGGAAUUGUUAUUGAGGAGAAGAACUGGCCACCAUUUUUCCCAAUUAUUCAUCAUGAUAUCGCAAAUGAAAUUCCAAUUCACCUUCAAAGACUGCAGUAUGUUGCAUUUUUUUCGUUGUUAGGGUUGGUGUUGUGCCUUACAUGGAAUGUUGUAUCUGUCACUGCAGCUUGGAUUAAGGGAGAAGGUGUAAAAAUAUGGUUUCUUGCUAUUAUCUACUUCAUAGCAGGAGUUCCUGGAGCAUAUGCCCUGUGGUAUCGCCCAUUAUAUCGUGCAUUUAGGACUGACAGUGCUAUUAAGUUUGGAUGGUUUUUCAUGUUUUACCUGCUUCACCUUGGAUUCUGUAUCUUAGCUGCAGUUGCUCCUCCUAUAGUUUUCAAAGGAAAAUCCUUGACAGGCAUUCUGUCAGCCAUAGAUGUAGUUGGUGACUAUACUUUGGUUGGGAUUUUCUACUUCAUUGGAUUUGGAUUUUUCUGUCUUGAAACAUUGAUCAGCGUCUGGGUUAUCCAGCAAGUAUACAUGCAUUUCCGUGGUGGUGGUAAGACUGCUGAGAUGAAGAGGGAAGCUGCACUAGGAGCAAUGGGGGCUGCUCUACGAUGAAGCACCUUGUGAUUGCAGUAUGAAUGCCCUUGUGUUUGGUUGUGUUGUAAAUUACUUAUAGAAAUUGUGAUAAAAAUAUUUCAUCGAAAUUUUUAGUCUCUGGUUCUCUCUUGUUUAAUAUGCUACCUGUUACAUGUAUAUUAUAAUCAGAAAGUGUAUACAUUACGUGGUUGGUUAAAACAUGCUACAUUUUAUUGAGUUAUAUAAAUAUAUAGUUUUGUUGACUA